Messenger RNA from Pimephales promelas (fathead minnow), 2391 nucleotides. It is a transcript of the gene tmem38b, whose product is annotated as transmembrane protein 38B. NCBI's taxonomy places the organism in Eukaryota, Metazoa, Chordata, Actinopteri, Cypriniformes, Leuciscidae. Gene Ontology annotation, molecular function: potassium channel activity; identical protein binding. Gene Ontology annotation, biological process: potassium ion transmembrane transport. Gene Ontology annotation, cellular component: membrane. The record is from RefSeq and is a predicted model, not a curated record.
CAUCCGCGACUGUAAUGGCGGCGGAUCCGGUUACAACUGAGAUCAAAGAAUACAGAAGAAUAUAAGUUAUUUUUUAAAAUCAUCUGGACCGAUUCCGUGAGUCCGAUCAUCCUCUGAAACUACAGAUCCAGUCAGUGCACGAGCACUGGAUUAAAGCGCGUGCACGAGGAGGAUCUGAAGUCAUGGAUGUGUUCGAGAUUCUCAAUCUAAAUGAACUCGCUCUCGGGCUGUCAAAUCUGUCCAUGUUCCCCUACUUUGACAUGGCGCAUUAUAUCAUAUCAGUGAUGAGUCUGAGAGAGCAACCAGGCGUCUCUCUCUCUGUCAGCAGACACACAGGAGUGCUGACCGUGUCUCAGCUCAGUCCUCUGGCCUGCUGGUUCAGUUCGAUGUUGUAUUGUUUCGGUGGAGCCGUUCUCUCAGCGCUGAUGAUGGCAGACGCUCCAGUCGCUCCACUGUCCAACACCACUAACCUGCUGAUCGCCUCACUCAUGUGGUAUCUGGUGUUCUACUGUCCUCUGGAUGCCGUUUACUCGCUGGCGUCGGUCUGGCCCAUUCGACUGGUCUUGACGGGGAUGAAGGAAGUGACACGUACGUGGAAGGUUGUGGGCGGAGUAACUCAAGCAGGCAGGAAGUACAAAGAUGGUCUGUUCGUGAUGAUCGCAGUGGGUUGGGCCAAAGGUGCGGGCGGAGGCCUCAUCAGUAACUUUGAGCAGCUUGUUCGAGGCAUCUGGAAGCCUGAAACCAAUGAACUACUGAAGAUGUCAUACCCGACCAAGGUCACCCUGCUGGGAUCGGUUCUGUUCUCGCUCCAGCAGUGUCGCUUUCUCCCGAUGCAAACACACCACCUGAUCUUCAUCUACACAAUCUUCAUCGUCACCAAUAAGAUGCGGAUGAUGAUUAUGGGUUCUUCAUCGUAUCCAUUCUCAUCGCUGGAGUCUGUCCUCUACAAGACUCUGUUUGUUCGACCCCUGACCUUUUCACCCCUGAUUGACUCGACCCAGGGUUCAGAUCAAACCUUGAAAAACAGCUCGAUUUCCGAACAGAAGAGCAAUAACACGGACCAAAGAAACCCGGAAGAGGCCAAAAACGCCAAAAAGAAAGAUUGAGGAUCAUUGAAAGAUUGAGAACUCAUAAAAGAUUGAGGACGACUGAAAGAUUGAGGACGAAUGAAAGAUUGAGGACGAAUGAAAGAUUGAGGACGAAUGAAAGAUUGAGGACGAAUGAAAGAUUGAGGACGAAUGAAAGAUUGAGGACGAAUGAAAGAUUUAGGACGAAUGAAAGAUUUAGGACGAAUGAAAGAUUGAGAACUCAUAAAAGAUUGAGGACGACUAAAAGAUUGAGGACAACUGAAAGAUUGAGGACGACUGAAAGAUUGAGGAUGAAUGAAAGAUUUAGGACGAAUGAAAGAUUGAGAACAAAAGAAAGUGAGGACGACUGAAAGAUUGAGGACGAAUGAAAGAUUGAGUACUCCUAAAAGAUUGAGGACGACUGAAAGAUUGAAGACAAAAGAAAGACUGGAGACAAAUGAAAGAUUGAGGACAACUGAAAGAUUGAGGACGACUGAAAGAUUGAGGACGACUGAAAGAUUGAGGACGACUGAAAGAUUGAGUACUCAAAAGAUUGAGGACGACUGAAAGAUUGAGAACGAAAGAAAGUGAGGACGACUGAAAGAUUGAGGACGAAUGAAAGAUUGAGUACUCAUAAAAGAUUGAGGACGACUGAAAGAUUGAGAACGAAAGAAAGUGAGGACGACUGAAAGAUUGAGGACGAAUGAAAGAUUGAGUACUCAUAAAAGAUUGAGGACGACUGAAAGAUUGAAGACAAAAGAAAGACUGGAGACAAAUGAAAGAUUGAGGACGACUGAAAGAUUGAGGACGACUGAAAGAUUGAGGACGACUGAAAGAUUGAGGACAAAAGAAAGACUGGAGACAAAUGAAAGAUUGAGGACGAAUGAAAGUUUGAGGACGAAUGAAAGAUUGAGGACGAAUGAAAGAUUGUGGACGAAAGAAAGUGAGGACGAAUGAAAGAUUGAGGACGACUGAAAGAUUGAGGACGAAAGAAAGACUGGGGAAGAAAGAAAGAUUGCGGACGAAAGAAAUUGAGGAAGAAUGAAAGUAAGACGGUUUUCCUGUGUGUGAAUUUUCUAUACGAUUCCUGCUGAUGAUUUAAAAAAAAUGCACGAAUGCUCUUUUUAUCGGAAUGCCUUGUACAUAUUUGCUAUUCUGAACUGCUUCACAGAAAAUUCUAUUCUAUUCUAUUCUGCAAUGACAAUGAUAAUAUAUUUUAUAUAAUUUAUAAUGCAUUUAUGAAUGCAAUCACUCGAAGUGGAAUGCUGGAACAUGUUUUACUGUAUGUUUUUAAUGCAGAAUUAAUAUAAUUCACUGGUUCUGA